Messenger RNA from Teleopsis dalmanni, 969 nucleotides. Its product is annotated as mitochondrial dicarboxylate carrier-like. The record is from RefSeq and is a predicted model, not a curated record. The transcript is spliced from 4 exons. Lineage: Eukaryota; Metazoa; Arthropoda; Insecta; Diptera; Diopsidae. Gene Ontology annotation, molecular function: thiosulfate transmembrane transporter activity; sulfate transmembrane transporter activity; succinate transmembrane transporter activity. Bases 81 to 959 code for a protein of 292 amino acids. Gene Ontology annotation, biological process: thiosulfate transport; succinate transmembrane transport; oxaloacetate transport.
UAUAAAUUUCAGCAGUUUGUCUAUCUGUUUUAAUCAUCUAAAAAUUUUAAGUUUAACAUUAAAAUGUAAUAUUCUAAUAAAUGAUUACGAUUAUGCCAAAAACAGUAACUCAAAAUGAGGCAAGACGAAAUCGCUGGUUUUUUGGUGGUAUAUCUAGCGCUGCAGCUACUUUUUUUACACAUCCUUUGGAUUUGCUUAAGGUCCAUUUGCAGACACAUGAGAAAAAAAUGUCUUUCAAGCGUGCAGUUUUUGGGGUUUACAAUUCACAUGGAAUGUUGGCCUUUUAUAAUGGCAUAUCGGCAUCAUUAACGCGGCAGUUAACAUAUACCACCAUUCGAAUUGGAAUAUAUGAAGUUGGAAAGCCCCACAUUAAUCUGCAAAACUUUUCCAGCAAAAUCGGGUUAGCGGCUAUAGCCGGAGCAAUGGGUGGCUUCAUUGGCGUACCCACCGACAUGGUAAAUAUACGCAUGCAACACGACAUGAAGCUACCAGUAGACAAAAGACGAAACUACAAUCAUGUUUUUGAUGGCAUGUUACGUAUCUAUAAAGAAGAAGGACUAUCUAGGCUAUUUACUGGUAGCAGCUUAGCUAUUGUCAGAGCGAUGGUCAUGACCAUAGGUCAGUUGGCAGUGUAUGAUCAGGCGAAAAUAUUUUUAUUGUCAUCAACUAAUCUACGAGAGGGUGUACCAUUGCACUUUCUUUCUUCGGUGACAGCUGCAACAGCAGCUACAACAUUAACACAACCCAUUGACUUAGUGAAAACACGAGCUAUGAACGCUAAACCCGGAGAUUACGAAAGCCUUUCGCACAUAGCCGCUGGCAUAGGCAAAUUGGGUCCGUAUGGGUUUUUCAAAGGAUUCUUGCCAGCCUUCGUGCGCGUAGGUCCACAUACUAUACUAAUGUUUUUAAUAAUGGAACAAUUGCGAUUACAUUUCGGAAUUAUAGAACAACCAGCAUAGCAUAGUUAAA